GACCGAUGGCGGAAGUCAACGAGAUUUCUUUUACGUUAUUGCGAGUGAAAACGUGCGAUACUCGCGCGAUGAUGCGACGACAAAUGUGUGAAAGGUGAAUCGCUCGAAAGUUGUAGCUAAAAGUAAUUUUAGCGCGGAUAUUCGCUUCGAUAUUCAAACUAAACGGCGUUGUUACUUUCUAAAAUUAUACUUUUCGCCCAGAAUUUAGUACGAGAAAAGAUAGGAAAUUAUUAUGCAAUAUCGACGUUAAUGUACGUAUAUAAAAAUGUUGCACGAGGAAUUAGGGAAUUGGGUAUAACACGUCAGCGAGUACAGAGAAAACGUUACGGACUGCUUUCUCGAGUUUGAGUCGGAUCGUUCAGACCGACAAUCGAUCGUCGAGUGUCAGUCGGCGAGAUUAAGUAAUCUCGGACGGUUCUGUGCAUCGUCGGUCGAACGUGUUUUUCACGAGAAAAGCGACGUUCUUGGCUAAACUUGGAAAAUCGUCGGGGUGGGGGGAAAGUCGGGAGAACUGGAAGCGAAAAAAAGGUAGCUCGAAAUUGACUCGUCUCUCGACGAAUGACAGCGAACGCUUUAUUUCGGGACUAGUGUCUUCUCGAUGGUGACAAUCCGCGUGACCUGCGUUACAAAAAUGACGAAGUGUGCUUUUCCCGAAUAGUAAUCAGCGAGUUUGCGAAUUGGAUAUAAUCAGAUUUUUGUACAAGAGAUGCCAUAAUGAGGAAGAGCGGAAGAAGAACCUACCCGGAAACCGGAAGACACGGUUGGCCAAGGGACGCGUGGACGUCGAUGAACCUGCCCGAACGACAGAACAGCUACGUCUACGUCUCACCGAGUCAUUCUUUCGUUUACGCUUUGGACACCCCGAAUACUUUAACGUACGACCAUAAUUGCGUGCAGCAAAAAGUGCCCAGACAAGGGUCGCCGGGUAUGGCGAACGUCGUGCCGUGGCUGCUGUCGAUGUGCCUUCUCGGUGUUCAGGAGUUCGCGAGCCAGCCUGGAACCACCAAUGCGCUUUCACGUGAUCUUGAGGGAACGGGUCAGAGAGGUCUAUCUUCAGGAAUUCGUUCGUCCUUACGAAAUUACAAGACUUUGAUAUCGAGUCACGACGAGCUUCCUGGACACAUAAACUGUCCAGGCCACAUAGACACCCCUGCGACUGACGAAAAUUCAGUGGAUAGAUUGCCCACGACUCCGGAGUACAACAACCACCUUUACGGCUCGACGCCAGACUCGAGCGAUUACUUUGCUCGAUCCUUCGAGAGGGUCAGAGCUCGCUCGAGGCCGUCCGGAAGGAACCUGAACCUAUUUAAGACGGACUCCAUUACGGUGAACCAGCUCGAGUCCCACGGGUUCAAUUACGAUCCGGGCCGAGGUCACGUAGAGGACGAUUACGUUGGUCCUGCCAUGGAACUCGUAUACGCCUGGUCCACCGUCGAUUUUACGUACGACAGCAUCGAGGCACGGGAUUCGGCCAUCUACGACGGAGACUUCGUCGCCGAGAACAAUCUGCCGCUUGGUCUCGACAUCUGGAGAGACAAGGUUUUCAUCACGCUCCCGAAAUGGAAGAACGGUAUCCCAGCGACGUUGGCCACUGUGCCGAAGCCCUCCAAGACGAAGAGCCCGAAGUUGAAGCCUUAUCCCGACUGGGGAUGGCAUCGAACAGACAAUUGCGAAGGCCUAACGUCCGUCUUCAGGGUCGAAGUAGACGAGUGCGAUCGUCUGUGGGUCCUGGACUCCGGGAAAGUGGACAUAGCGAGCGGUGGCAAGAAAGUUUGUCCCCCAGCGAUCUUCGUCUUCGACUUAACCACCGACAGCCUCGUCAGGAAGUACGUACUCCCGGAUGACCAAGUGAAAGAGGACUCCCUGUACACGAACAUCGUGGUGGACAUCAGGAACGAGGACUGCGAGUCAGCGAUAGCCUACGCGUCGGACGUGUUCAGGUACGGACUGGUGGUGUACGAUUUCCUCAAGGACUCCUCGUUCAGGGUCCAGCACCACUUUUUCUUCCCCGAUCCUCUGGCGUCCAAGUACGAGCUCCACGGAGUGAAGUUCCAAUGGACGGACGGGAUCUUCGGGCUGGCGUUGAGCCCUGUGGACAUCCACGACGACAGGACGUUGUUCUUCCAUCCCAUGUCCAGCUUCAGGGAGUUUGCCGUGUCCACGUCCGUCUUCAGGGACAAGAGGACAGCGGAACAGAGCACGGACUACUUCAUGCCGAUCGGUAGACCAAGAGCCAAGGACUACGGGCACUCGUCCGGAUCUGUCGUGGACAGAAACGGUGUCAUGUUCUUCAACAUGGUCACCCGGGACUCCGUCUGGUGCUGGGACACCAGGAAGGAGUACAUCCCACAAAAUCUCGGGGUGAUAGGCACCAGCAACUUGUCGUUGGUGUUCCCGAACGACAUCAAAGUCGAUCACGAUUACGAACAGAACGUCUGGAUCAUCUCGAACAGGCUGGCCAUGUACCUUUACGAGAAGAUCGACAACAGCAAGAUCAAUUACAGGGUGUUCAAGGCGAACGUGAAGGAGGCCGUCAAGGACACCGUCUGCGACCCUGGCUACGCCGUGCCUGGACCGGAGCACGGCUACGACGAGACUUGUUGAACGUCGUUCCGAACGAGAGCUUAGAUUCGAGAAAAGACUUGCAAGGAGUACGUGGAAAGCAUCAGAUAUACAGUGGAGCUCGUUAAUCCGGGACCUGGUACUUAAACUCCAUUCUCAAAAUUGAUUACUCACGCUGAACCUUCGGUCUGUUUUAUCAUCAUUUAUUUCAAUCCUUUGUGCGCGCAGCUGACAAAAUACCAACACUUCAUCGCUAAAGAUCUCCGAUUUCCUUUCGAUGUAACUUACAACACGACUGACAAAUGUAAACAAAACAAAAGUAUAAAGGUGUAAAAUAUAUUUUUUAUUAGUUGUAACUUAAACGGUGUUCGUACAUUUUCGAACCGAUAAGAAAAUUUACAAUCCGACUAAAUAUUUCUUAUGCGUUCUAUAAACGCUACCGAAAAAAAGGAACAUGGAGUAAUUUUUAUCAACAUAAGGAACGAAAUAAACUUUCAGUCUCUUCACGAACAACAAAUAAACGGUACAAACUGUAAAUACAAAUUCAAAUUCGAACAUCAAAUGUAGUACAUUUUUUGAAAACACCGUUCCAACGGAACUCGCUCUACAAAACGCUACAAAGAGAAAGAACGAAAAAUAGAAAAAUAACUUGAAAAUACGA
Hylaeus anthracinus is the source of this 3223-nucleotide messenger RNA. RefSeq names its product protein yellow-like (gene Y-h). The transcript has 6 exons. The record is from RefSeq and is a predicted model, not a curated record. Gene Ontology annotation, cellular component: extracellular region. Lineage: Eukaryota; Metazoa; Arthropoda; Insecta; Hymenoptera; Colletidae. Bases 715 to 2604 code for a protein of 629 amino acids.